Messenger RNA from Momordica charantia (bitter melon), 2250 nucleotides. NCBI's taxonomy places the organism in Eukaryota, Viridiplantae, Streptophyta, Magnoliopsida, Cucurbitales, Cucurbitaceae. The record is from RefSeq and is a predicted model, not a curated record.
GAUUAUGGGUCGAGGGCUAGCAGGGGAAUGCAGAGGAGUUUCAAUGAUGUUGGGUCAACUGAUGCUUCCACGCCACAGCCUCGCUCCAGGUCCUCCAGCAUGAGGAAGAACGCGGAUGAGAUGUUUCUUCCAAGCCAUUACAGCCCUGGUCUGCUCGAUCUUCAUUCUCUCGAUACUGAAUUGUUACCUGAGACCACUUAUCGUAAAAGCCUUGAUGACUCCGAGUCCUUUUUCGCUGCCAGUAAGCUUCCUAACAAGGCUGGAGGUGCAUCCGACAAUAAUCUUCUCAAAAACUUCUCAGUUGACAAGGAAAGAACCAACACUGUUGCUAAGAUCAAAGUUGUGGUAGACUUGACGGAGUACAUUGAGAAACAUGAAUUUGUCUUUGAUGCUGUAUUGAAUGAAGGCGUUUCAAAUGAAGAAGUAUACUCGGAAACUGUGGAACCCAUAGUUCCUCUUAUCUUUAACCGAACAAAAGCAACUUGCUUUGCAUAUGGGCAAACAGGUAGUGGAAAAACGUAUACUAUGCAACCACUGCCUCUAAAGGCGUCUGAAGACAUUUUAAGAUUAGUGUACCACACACAUCGGAACCAGGGUUUCCAAUUAUUUGUCAGCUUCUUUGAGAUAUAUGGUGGGAAACUUUUUGAUCUCCUCAGCGAUAGGAAAAAGCUUUUUAUGAGGGAAGAUGGGAAGCAACAAGUAUGCAUUGUGGGGUUGCAAGAAUAUAGAGUGUCUAAUGUCGAGACAAUUAAGGAAUUGAUUGAGAGGGGAAAUGCCACAAGAAGCACUGGUACAACUGGUGCAAAUGAAGAAUCCUCUAGAUCACAUGCUAUACUUCAACUUUGCAUUAAGAGAUCAGUCGAUAGUUCCGAAUCAAAGCCUGCUCGACUUGUAGGAAAGCUGUCUUUUAUCGAUCUUGCUGGAAGUGAACGUGGUGCAGAUACUACAGAUAAUGAUAAACUGACAAGAAUGGAAGGUGCUGAAAUCAACAAGAGUUUACUUGCUCUCAAAGAAUGCAUUAGAGCUCUUGACAAUGAUCAAGGUCACAUUCCUUUCAGAGGCAGUAAACUCACUGAAGUGCUCAGAGAUUCAUUUGUUGGUGACUCACGCACAGUUAUGAUAUCAUGUAUUUCACCAAGCUCAGGAUCAUGCGAGCACACUCUCAACACGCUAAGAUAUGCUGACAGGGUAAAGAGUCUAUCUAAAGGGAACAACACAAGGCGGGAUCCUUUAUAUUCAUCUUCAAAUCUUCGAGAAUCAACAGCUUCUCUAUUGUCUUCCACAUUACCCACCGAGCCAACCUUUGAGGAUAACAGAACUUAUUUACCGAAUGAAAAGAACAGAUUCGGUUGGUCCAAACAGAAUGAAAGAGAAGGCACUCCACCACUGAAUGUAGAGCGUGUUCCUAGCAACAGGGCAGACAUAACUUUGCCUCAUCACAGAAGUCAACGAAGUUUUCAAGAUGACUUCACUGAAGAUGAUUUUGGUUCCUCUGAACCAAAUUAUGACCAGGAAAAAUGGACGAACAAUAAAAUAACUGAAACUCGACAAGUUUCAAGCUUUAUCAAUCCGAAGAAAGCUACUAAUGAAGUGAACCAAAGGGAUAUUCCUGAUUUUGAGAUCGAUUCUCAUUCGAAUGAUGACCUUGAUGCCCUUUUGAAGGAAGAAGAAGAUCUUGUUACUGCUCAUAGGAGACAGGUGGAGCAGACAAUCGACAUUGCCCGAGAGGAGAUGAACUUGCUUGUUGAAGCUGACCAACCCGGAAGCCAUUUAGAUGACUACAUCCAUAAAUUAAAUGUAAUUCUAUCGCAGAAGGCCGCAAGCAUUUUUCAGCUGCAGACCCGGUUGGCUCAGUUUCAGAAACGUUUGGAUGAAUACAACGUUCUGGUGGCCCCCUCCAGCAACUGAACCAAACCUAGAUACAGACACCUCCAUUUUUUCGCCCUCCAAAUCCUUCUUUUGCACAGGCCCGAGGGAACUGGUCCUGCUCGAGCAGAGCUAACUAUCAUUCAUAUGAAAUGGUUCAAGUUUUUCCCUCAGAGGUGGUUUGAGUUUUCUUUGAUUGUAUAGAAGAUUUUCUUUCCUGUCCAUAGUUUUUCUAUUCAUGGUCAGCUGUUCUCUCCCUCUGAGAAUGAACAAACUUAUACAGAUUCUUCUGUAGGACCCAAAAGUAACCACAAGUGCUUUUGCAAAUUUCAGUUUGAUCUUAUAAAAGACUGUUGAUAUUAUAAAUCAUCUCAUUUAUUCGAA